This is a messenger RNA of Sesamum indicum (sesame), 2009 nucleotides long. RefSeq names its product chaperone protein dnaJ GFA2, mitochondrial. Gene Ontology annotation, cellular component: cytoplasm. Gene Ontology annotation, biological process: protein refolding; response to heat. Lineage: Eukaryota; Viridiplantae; Streptophyta; Magnoliopsida; Lamiales; Pedaliaceae. Gene Ontology annotation, molecular function: heat shock protein binding; ATP binding. The record is from RefSeq and is a predicted model, not a curated record.
UAGAAAGGGCAAAGCCCAAAAGUAACGGGUCGGCUCCCACUUUAGUUAAGAAAACAAACCCUCCUCCAUUUUCAAGUCCAUCACUCAUCAGCCCCCCACUAGAACCUUCGAAGAGGUGGCCUUCCUUCUUCUCUCUUACCCUUUCCCUAAUUAACUUGUAGUAAUUAGGGUUUCUCUAGGGUCUUACUUGGAACCCAUUUCCCUCCAAUUCUCAAUCCGGGUCGUACAGUUGCAGAACCAAGAUUCAAUGGUCCGGUCCCACGGCAUCCGCCUCGCCCGCCGCUCCCUUUCCUCCAUUCUGCUCCACAAUUCGCCGUCCUCUUUAUGUGAUUCGUUGUUGAAAGAGGGCUGCAGGAACUUCAGCACUGCGUUGUUUGAUCAAUCUAGAGUUCCUUUUAGUUCCAAUUUUGGAAAUGUUGGUAAUGAGAAGUAUUGUAUGAAGCUGGGAUCAUUUGGUGAAAAUUUAGGCGCAGCACGGUCAAUUCAUAGCACUGCACAUUUGUCAAGAGAUUAUUACGAUGUACUGGGCAUCAGUAAAAAUGCAACUGCGUCAGAAAUUAAAAAAGCUUAUUAUGGGCUAGCAAAGAAGUUACAUCCAGAUACAAAUAAAGAUGACCCAGAAGCUGAGAAGAAAUUCCAAGAAGUUCAGAAGGCAUAUGAGGUCUUGAAAGAUGAAGAAAAGCGCCAGCAAUAUGAUCAGAUUGGCCAUGAAGCUUUUGAACGCGCUGGUAAUGGCGAAGGUCCAGGAUUUGAUCCAUUUGGAGGUGGCUUUAAUCCUUUCCAGGACAUAUUUAGAAAUGCUGAUAUUUUUAACAUCUUCAACAGGGACAUGGGGGGCGAAGAUGUCAAGGUUUCAGUUGAACUUUCCUUUAUAGAAGCUGUCCAGGGAUGCACCAAAACAUUGUCAAUCCUGACUGAUUUGGCUUGCAAUACUUGUGGUGGAACUGGCGUUCCUCCUGGGACCAGGCCUGAAACUUGUAAACGCUGUAGAGGCUCUGGCAUGACUAUAUCACAAAAUGGUCCGUUCACACUUCAAUCUACUUGUCCAAAUUGCGGAGGAGCUGGAAAAAUUGUAUCGAGCUUCUGCAAGUCUUGCAAGGGUAAACGGGUGGUGAAAGGGACAAAAACAGUGAAGUUGAACGUCAUGCCCGGGGUGGACAACAAUGAAACUAUUAAGAUUCCCAGAAGUGGCGGAGCUGACCCUGAUGGAAAUCAUCCUGGUGAUCUAUAUGUCAUGAUCAAGGUUAGAGAAGACCCAGUGUUCCGCAGAGAAGGGGCUGAUAUCCAUGUUGAUGCAGUAUUAAGCAUCAGUCAGGCAAUCCUGGGAGGAACAAUCCAGGUGCCAACUCUGACUGGGGAUGUUGUCGUUAAGGUGCGACCUGGCACUCAACCUGGCCAAAAGGUGGUGUUGAGGAAAAAAGGGAUUAAAAUCAGAAACUCUUUUUCGUUCGGCGAUGAGUACGUGCACUUCAAUGUCAGCAUCCCGACAAACCUGACCCAGAGGCAGCGCCAAUUGAUUGAGGAGUUUGCCAAAGAAGAGCAAGGGGAAGAUGAUAAAGGGGCAGCUGCAAGUGCAUCAGGUUGAACCCUAUAACAACUCUGUCGUGCAUUAAAUUGGCAGUGCUGAAGAAAAAGAAUCAUAAAUUCAUACAUGGCCUUCAUUUCCUGGAGGUGAAAGAUUUUGGCCAAGCAAUUUUGAGUUAGGAGGUAGAAGAUUACAAUAUUUUUGUACCUUCCCGUUGUGGGGUAGGAUAUGUAAUAUUUCUUGGUAUCCAAAACUAUCCAUAAUAAACCUGAGAACAUCAGAAGAACAACAAUUGUUAUAGAUGGUAUUGUGCUGAAAAUCAGGUUGGCCAGCAGUUAACAAUGUUGUACAUAAAACACAUUAGUUUUCAGAAGAUGCAGCCACUAGAUGCUUGUUAGUUUCAUUUAGUGACUUGCUAUAGCAGCUCACAUCUCUCCGAGCUAUAUUGAUCUUACAGAUCCGCAUAUAAACUCCUUAUGUUCAU